AUGACGGCCGCUGAGAACGAAAAAGCCGCUCGUGUCAAAUGGGGUAAAACAUCGAAAAUCAAAUCUACUUGGGCUGUUUUUUCGACUUUAGUUCAAGGUGAAUAUUCAAUCGCUGAAGCUCGUGUAGCGUCCGAGUCCGACUUGGCUGCGUCAAUCGUUUUUCAACCGCUCAACGUUGUUGCAAAUGUGAUUUAUCAGCUACGAUACACUCCAAUCGAUCAAACCUCCGAUGAUCCGAUCAUUGAAACGAGAGAGUUAAGAGACGACGAUUUGAGAUGCCCGAAAUUUGGAUGCGAAUGGAAAUGCUUUCUAUUUUUCAAUUUAAAGCGAAGACCAAGGGAUUAUACGUUUGCAGUGCGAGCGAAAGUGGAUGGAGUGUGGAAUAAAUGGAGUCCGGUACAAAGAAGACAAUGGAAUCUUUUGGAAAGACCUUGUUCAAUCAAUCCACCGAGUUCUUUCGUCGAUCAUAUCGGAAAUGGAGAACAUCAACGGAUUUUAGAUUUGAAAUCAGCGAAGAAACCGGACGAUUUGCAAGAUGUUUGGAGAUUUCUGGUUGUCAUCGACAGUCGGCAAUCGAAUAUCGCUACUAUGGAUCUCACGAAGUUGGCGGAUAAAGCUACAGCUGAUUUCGAUCAUAUUCCGUAUUAUAUUACUGCUUCGUUGACUCCUGAAGAAGUCGAUACAGUUGAGGAGUUUAGAUUAGGUGACGGAAAAGUACACGGCGGUUACUUAAACUAUCCGCUUGAUGACGCAAGCUUUAAUCCGCAAUACACUUUGAUUCCGAUGAGUCAACAAGAGAAUGAGAUCAUGGAGCCCCGGUUGAGGAGUUGCGGAUUCACCGAGCAAGGCAUUUUCGAGUGUGACAUGGGAAUGUUCGAGGUUCUUUCGUAUAUCCCCGAUUGGGCAAAAGCGGCACUCGCAUUGAUGAUCGCUCUUUUGGUGGCUUUUUGCUGUUUGGGCGCGUUGUGUUGCGUGUGGAAGAGCAGAAAAAAUCAGGGAAAAACCCGGGAGUCUUCACUUUUGUACUAUCGAAGUUCAAGCCCUCACCAUAGUGUGGCCACGCAUGAAUAUAGACGAGUCGAGCAACGCGAUUUCUCCCUGGCCGACACUGAAUCUCGGCGUCUUUUCCGCCUCGCCGACUACGCUGAAGAGAAAUUG
Molecule: messenger RNA, 1158 nt
Organism: Mesorhabditis belari
Lineage: Eukaryota; Metazoa; Nematoda; Chromadorea; Rhabditida; Rhabditidae
Source: the annotation of a GenBank genome assembly